UUAAUUUUUUUAGGACUUUAUGAGAAUCUAUGACGAAGCAUGUAUUGUGGCGUGAUGUGUGAGUGAUUAUUUCAUUGUCUUUAUAAGUGUUAAAAUGUCUCUCUUAUGUUGUGUGGCGCGGAACUGGACGUGUCCCAAUGGCUCUCGACAUGAAACACAAGUGGAUGAUGUUGCAGACCGCUCCACCCCUCCCAUCGAGCCUGUGUCGAGACCCGCUCCAUCUGAGUGAUGAGAAGUCGUUCAUUCUCCAUAAAAAAAACACACCCAACCCUCAGACGGGACUCACCUGGGUAGAGGUCGUAUCAAAUGGGAACGCGAGGAUUUAAUUCGACUUGACACAAUUCAGCAGAACUGAAUUGAACACUGAUGUUUCUGCGGGCUGCGUUGUGUGGAAAUACUGGGGUGAAUUGUGCGGGGAGGAAAACAGUCAACGAGGACGUAAAUGUUUACAUUUGCCCUUGUCCACAGCAGUACUGCCGUCGACUAACUCAUAAAGACACAUACAUCGCGAAUGUAGAAAGAAUGCAGAGGAAUUUUAAGCUCUAACAACGAUGGAAAUAAAAACACGGGCGGAAAACGAAUCCUCCUUCUGCAAGAUUGCGCUGUAAUUGUUUGCUGAACGUGGCUGUCAGACUUUCUGGAGGUUUACGGGACUGUUGUUCUUAAUCUGCGGUCAUGCCGCAGGCUUUAUCUGAUCUCUUCCCUACCUGAGGGGAUCGAGGAUUUCUAAAGUUUUUCCACAGAAUAGAUACAUCUGAUUCAUGGAGCUUUGACCUAAUUUGGCUGGGAUACUAGUUGUUGCAUAUUUGGCAUAAUAUACAUUAUUUUACAAUAGAACUUAAAAUGACCAAAUAAGAAAUUCUAAUUAUUCUGCGCAUGCGGAACCGAUCAUUUCUAAAACUGAACAACGGACGUGACACGAGUCAGGUGUGAAUGAUGAAAAAGUUGGAUAUUGAGUGGGCACUUUGUUAUAGAUUUUGCUUGCAAAUUAAAACGUUUACUAAAACGUCAUAUGUUGCAAGUGUUUAUUGUUUUAUUUAAUAAAUUCAUAUGAUUUAAGUUUAUUUCCUGUAUCAGCUGUGAAAUGACAGGAGUGAGGUGAGCAGAUAAUUGGCGCGAAAUUAAUUUUCAUUAAUGAGAGAAUCGUGUUCUAAUGUAAACAAGCACUAGACGGACGUCUUCGACAGUUGGGCCGCGUUUUUAAAACGGCGUGUCAAGUUAAAAAGAGCGUCAGCUGUUAAAAACGUGUCUCGAGACACAUGCGUUCUGUUAUUUUCAUUGCGCUGCGUGUAGCUUUUCAUACCGAACUGCCCCUUACACACUAUUUUCACUAACAAACUUUAUAGGAGCGAAUGUAAAGGACUUUUAAAAGUUACCUCCAUUUGCUAUCCUAUUCACGUGAACGCAUUUUAAAAGUAUGAACUGUCAGGAGGCCCUUUGAGCCUAUAUUACCAAAUAUGGGAGCGAAACAGACGAAGGCCGCGGGACAGGAGGCUGGUGCGAGUCCUCAGAGUGCAGGAUGGAAACGGACACCGACGAAAGAGCGGGGCGACAUCCUCGCCUCUUUAAUGUUAAGAUCAGGGGAUAAACUGAGGAGCAGCGGGACUCCUCCUCCCUACCAGCGACGCAUCGGGAUGAUACAAGAGAUGAUGCUUUUGGCAAAGCAGGGGAAACACGAUGAGGCGACAGAGAUGCUGAAGACUCUCCGGCAGGAUCUGGGAAUGGAAUCAACCUCUCUGGACGAUGUUCUGUACCGAUAUGCCAGUUUCCGCAACCUGGUGGAUCCCAUUACACAUGACCUCAUAAUUAGCCUUGCCAAAUACGUUCAUUGCCCAAAAACGGAGGGGGACGCUCUGGGUUCCAUGGAGAAGGUGUGCCGUCAGCUGACCUACCACCUGAGCCCACACUCACAGUGGAGACGGCAGGGGCUGCUGAAGAGGAAGCCGCAGGCCUGUCUGAAAUCUGUUCUUUCUGGCCCUCCAUCAACUGGGACAUUAGAACUUUCUGGCUUCCCUCUUGGCGUAAAAGAUAUGGAACGUCUCUGUGCCUACCUGCAUCACUACGCAUCCCGCAUUUGCAGCCUAGAGUUGGGCUUUACCGAGCUCACAGAUGAUGCCUUCCUCCUGCUCCUCCCUACACUGACGUCCCUUCCUCGCCUUGAGACUCUGGCCCUCAAUGGCAACAGACUAACCCGUGCGGUGCUUAAAGAGCUCACAGACACACUGAAGGACCCAGACAGCUUCCCCAGCAUAACUUGGAUUGACCUGGGGAACAAUGUGGACAUCUUCUCCCUCCCACAGCCUUUCCUGCUGAGCCUGCGAAAACGUUGUCCCAAACAGGGCAACCUUCCCACCAUCCUUGAGUUUGGAGAGAGCCAGGCCAGUGAGCCAGAAGGCCGAGUGAAUGAGGAUGACGCAGAUGAUGCAAACAGGACAGAGAGCCUGGGAGAGCUUAGGUCUGAGGUGGAGGAAGAGAUUGAUGGUGAGACAGAGAUCGAAGACAUGAUGGAGGAGUUGCUAGACUUUGACAGGGAGGUGCAGGGUAAGGAGGAUGAGGACGACAGUAUGUGGACCUUGGAGGAGCAAAGGUUAGUGAAAAAUCCAACCAUUGGAUGGAGCAAAGAGAAGAGGCCGUUGAAAGCAGAGGGCGAAGAUGACUUACAUAGUCAGUCUUCCCACCUGUCUUGCUUCAGCCAGUCUCAGCACUCUUCUGGAGCCUUUGAGCAUCUGAGAGAGGACUCUGUCCCAGACCAGUUAGCUGGUCAUUCAGACAACCCUACCUGAUCAAAGCCAGUGUCUAAUUUGAUUAGACAUGGCACCCUUUUGUCCCUUUAAGAAAAAGGAAAAGCCUGCCAGGCUUUUGGAUGUUCUCAGUUUGGCACCUAAACUGAGAGAGGAUUAUCCAAGUAGUCAUGGAGUUCAACAGGUUUCAUAGGGUUGACAAUCACUGAAACGUAUGUGUAAUUGAAGAAGAUAUCACAGUGUUGUUGCUAUUGUUAAUGAUUGUCUAUUGUUGCAAAAGGAGAAAAAUAAAUGUACACAACUAUAAGAAUAUUCACAGAUUACAUAUUUUAUAUAUAUAUAUAUAUAUGUAUAUAUAUAUAUAGUAGAUACCUUAUCAAACUCUGUUUGGAGAGGUGUGUGUGCUUGAGAGGUGUGUGUGCAGGUGCACAUUUUGCUGUUUUUCAUUGCUCGUAAGAGAUGGAUUUGUGCAGGAAAUAAAAAAAUCAGCGGUGGAUUGGUACCUCCAGAUAUCACACUAAUCUACUGUAUUUGUCCGUGUAUGCAUCUGACUGUUGCAAGCACCACAUUCUCUCCUGCAGUGACAAAUCUAAAUGCCAUUCAUUAUCAUCCAAUGAAUAUAAUAUGCAUGUCCCAGGUGUCAGAUUGAUGGGAUGCUAAUGAGCUCAUAUUAAGUGGCCAUAAUUUUUACAGUGGGAAACCAAAAUGUCUUGUCACGGUGUUGCCCCAAAAUAAUCUUUUGUGUAAUACAGAGCAGUGCUUUAAAGAAAUAUUCCAGGUUCAACAAAAGUUAAACUUAAUCGCAUUUGUGGCAUAAUGUUGAUUGCCACAAAAAAAUAUUUUGACCUGUUUUGUAUCUGUUUUUGUUUUGUUUUUUAAAGAAAGAAAGAAAUAAAAUCAAGGUUACAGACCUUACAAUGUAACUAAAUGGGCCACGAUUUUGGAGGGUUUAAAGACAGAAAUGUGAAACUGAUAGUUUUAUAAUAGCACUUACAUUAAUACUUCUGUUAAACAUGUCAUAUUAUUUGAGCUUUAAAGUUAUUUAUUGUCAUUUUUGCAGGAUUGCAUGGUUUACAGCGUUGCGUCCUUAUGACACUGAAGUUGUAAAAUUGGAUUUAACUUUACACAGAAAAGGCUAUCAAGCAAUAUUAUCACACUAAAAUAAUGUUAACGUGCAUAUUGUUUAAAUCUUGUGGCUAUAACUUUGAAACAGUGAGUAUUUGAAUGUUUACGGAUUGGCCCCAUUCACUUCCAUUGUAAGAUGCGAAAGUGAAAUUAAACAGACACCACAUGUACGUUUCUGAUGUAAAAGUGAAAGUGACAAUAGAGAUUUAGAGUAUAAAAAAGGACUUAAAUUUUGAUCUAUUUCUCAUCCACGUCUAUCAUAUCACUUCUGAAGAUAUAUUUAGCCACUGGAGUCAUAAGGAUUACUUUUAUGUUUCCUUUGUUAUUUUUUGAGCAACAAAGGUCUGAUCACUAUUCACUUGCAUUAUAUGGGAUGGCAUUAGGGUGAGUAAAUGAUGAGAGAAUUUUCAUUUUUGGGUGCUAUCCAUUUAACUUGUAUUGAACCUGGAAUAUUCCUUUAAGAAGGACAGAAGCCAAAGAGAAAAGACUCCUUCCACAUAACAAGGUGUUGCAUGGCUACAUAAGGACUAUAAUGCUGAUAGUCUAUUGUUGCUACUUGACGAGAGAAUGCUUGAUGUGGAUUUUGAAGACAUUGUAAGGUUUUUCAGCACUCCUUAAAAUAGACUAACCACUAAAAUUACAAUAAUGUUGGAUUUAUUAAUUAUCUAUUGAUAUUUAAAGAUUAAGAUAUUUCAUAAUAUAAACAUCUAUUUAGUGCCUAGUUAUCAAUUGAAGUUUAAAUAGUUACAUUACUCAAAAGUAGUUCUAAUAAGCCAGUGUGUAAUUUCAAUAAAAGUUUAAAUGACAGUGUACAUUGAUUAGAUAGUAGGCCUAUUUGUCAUAGAAAACAAUAUUCCAGUAUUUAAAUCCUAAUUGAGAAUAGUUCUCAAUUUUACUCAUUUAUUCUAUACUUUGUAUAGUAUCUCGUGAUCUUACAUGCUAAUUCUUCCUCAGUGUUUUUCUAAAGUUGAAUUUACGGUUUAUAACAUGGGUAUGAAUUUCUUUUCAUAAUAGAUGGGUGGUUGCUCUUGUAGUGAAGUUAACCAACAUAUUUCAGAUACCAUUGACAGUCGUGACAUCAUUUUAUUUCCAUUGUUUUUUAGAGCCAGUUGUGCUCUUCUGGUCGCAUGUAGUCUCAAAGCCUCCUGCUCUGUUUCAAAGCCAUAACUUUUAGACCAGUUCAGCCAUUACAGAAAGGGAGAUGUGUAUAUUGACAAUUGCACUGAAGAACUGUGAGGAGUAAAAGUGUAAUUUGUUUGUUUUUUGUCUGUAUUUCUGUCCUGUAUUCCUAGAAUGGUUAAUUAAGCCAGGAGAAUGUUAUUAUACAAGUGCAAAACAGGAACAGCAAUAGGCUAUGUUAAUAUCAUCACUUGUAAACAAAAUGUAUUUGAUUGUUGGCUUCAAAACCAAUAAACCUUUAACAAAU
Messenger RNA from Xyrauchen texanus (razorback sucker), 5292 nucleotides. RefSeq names its product leucine rich repeat containing 75A (gene lrrc75a). The record is from RefSeq and is a predicted model, not a curated record. Bases 1458 to 2783 code for a protein of 441 amino acids. The transcript has 4 exons. Lineage: Eukaryota; Metazoa; Chordata; Actinopteri; Cypriniformes; Catostomidae.